Molecule: messenger RNA, 870 nt
Organism: Myxozyma melibiosi
Lineage: Eukaryota; Fungi; Ascomycota; Lipomycetes; Lipomycetales; Lipomycetaceae
Exons: 7
Coding region: 1-870 (289 amino acids)
Biological process (GO): fatty acid catabolic process
Cellular component (GO): peroxisome
Molecular function (GO): 2,4-dienoyl-CoA reductase (NADPH) activity
Source: RefSeq, a predicted model, not a curated record
AUGGCUAACGUAUACGCGUCGUCGGUCUUCAAGCCUGGUAUCUUCCAGAGCAAAGUGGUUUUCUGCACUGGAGGUGCUGGAACCAUUUGCCGCAGACAGACAGAAGCUCUUGUUUCAUUGGGCGCCAAUGCUGCCAUUUUGGGCCGCAAGAAAGAGGUUACUGAAAAGGCAGCAGCAGAAAUCCAAAGUCUAAGAAAGGGAAGCAAGGUUAUAGGUAUCAGUGCGGAUGUACGUGAUCUGAAGUCUUUGCAGGAUGCGGUCGCACUUUCUGUUAAAGAGUUGGGGAGAAUCGAUUUUGUUAUUUGUGGAGCUGCCGGGAAUUUCAUAGCCGACUUUCGACACCUUUCUGCGAAUGCAUUUAAAACAGUCGUCGAUAUAGAUCUGAUAGGAAGUUUCAAUACCGUAAAGGCGGCCUCAUCUGAAUUGAUCAAGAACAAGGGAUCAGUGAUAUUUGUAUCUGCUACCCUCCAUUACUACGGUGUACAAUUUCAGAGUCAUGUCGGUGCUGCAAAGGCAGGUAUUGACGCUCUAUCCAACGCGCUAGCGGUCGAGUUGGGUCCUUUCGGUGUUCGAUUCAAUUGUAUAGCACCAGGUCCCAUUGACGGAACUGAGGGGCUGGCGAGACUGCUGCCAGAUGGUGCCCGCGAGCAGGCGAUAAAAGCUGUACCCCUGCAGCGACUUGGAUCUAUAAAUGACAUAGCUGAUGCUACAGUGUUCCUGUUUUCAGACGCUGCAUCUUUCAUCACGGGAACCGUAUCGGUGGUGGAUGGAGGGGCAUGGCAAACUGGUCAAAUGCAAGCUCUUGCAUAUCCAGAUACCGUUCUCAACAGCGACAAACUCUGGAAUAAGAUGAAGAAAGCUAAGCUAUGA